Molecule: messenger RNA, 765 nt
Organism: Aureobasidium pullulans EXF-150
Lineage: Eukaryota; Fungi; Ascomycota; Dothideomycetes; Dothideales; Saccotheciaceae
Exons: 1
Coding region: 1-765 (254 amino acids)
Biological process (GO): secondary metabolite biosynthetic process
Cellular component (GO): nucleus; cytoplasm
Source: RefSeq, a predicted model, not a curated record
AUGACAAACACACCACCCAACCCAACCGACCUCUCCCUCCCCCGAAUCCUCUGCCUCCACGGCGGCGGCGUAACAGCAGAAAUCUUCCAACUCCAAGCCCGCAGCCUGAUAAAAGCCCUCCCCACCUUCCGCCUCAUCUUCGCCGACGGCCCCUUCUACUGCCCCCCAGGCCCGGGCAUCGUCCCCGUCUACGAAGACUACGGCCCUUUCCGCCGCUGGCUGCGCUGGCUCCCCGAACACGCCGACAUAGACGACGAAGCCGCAAUCGAGGAAGUCAUGUAUGCGAUCGAGACUUGCAAGCGUGGUGAUCCCGGCACGGGGCCUUGGGUGGGCUUGAUGGGGUUUAGUCAGGGAGCCAAGCUUGCAGCGAGUUUGCUGUAUGAUCAGCAGGUAAGAGAGGAAAAGAUUGGCGUGGCGGAGACGGCGUAUAAAUUUGCGGUGCUGUUGGCUGGGAGACAGCCUUUGAUGCAGUUGUCUGAGUAUUCGGUCGGGCCGGCCACGCUGGGGGCUGGAGAGAUCAGUGAGGGAUUCAGGUAUGAGGGACCUAAUGAGCAUGUGUUGAGGUUGCCGACGAUACAUGUGCAUGGCUUGAAUGAUGCGGGCUUGCAUCUGCAUAGGGAUUUGAUGAGGAAAUACUGCCAUCCUGAUGCUGUUACGCUGGUUGAGUGGGACGGUACACAUCGCGUGCCGCUGAAGAAGACGGACGUCGACAAGAUAUGCACGGAGAUCUACAGAGUCGCAAAAGAGCAGGGUGUAAGGUGUUGA